Messenger RNA from Cygnus atratus (black swan), 2389 nucleotides. RefSeq names its product chloride channel CLIC like 1 (gene CLCC1). NCBI's taxonomy places the organism in Eukaryota, Metazoa, Chordata, Aves, Anseriformes, Anatidae. The transcript is spliced from 11 exons. The record is from RefSeq and is a predicted model, not a curated record. Gene Ontology annotation, cellular component: endoplasmic reticulum; membrane. Gene Ontology annotation, molecular function: chloride channel activity. The coding region runs from base 303 to 1865 and encodes 520 amino acids.
GGGAGGAGGCGGCGGGGCCGGGGCCGCUGGGCCUCGCGAGGGCCGCGCUGAGGCGGAGUCGGGGGCGCUGCCGGGAGCCCGCCGAGGAGCGCGGCCUGCGCCUGGGCCCGGCCCCGGGGCGGCGGGGCUGCGGCGGGGCCCGGCUGAGGGGAAGGCGCCGGGGCCUGGGCGCGGCCCGCGGGGAAGCGGCGGCGGAACGGGGACGCGGUGCGGUGCGGUUUGGUUUUUAACGGCGCUCGGGGGGCGCUGGUGUGGCGGUGCGGGGCCGUGUUCGCCGCGACAUAACGCGUGCCGGGCCCGGGAUGCUGCUCGCCGUGGUGCUGUGCGCGGCCGUGCUGCCCCGCGCCGGGGCGGCGCCCGACGAGGAGUGGAUCGACCCCACCGACAUGCUCAACUACGAUGCGGCGGCCGGAGCCAUGAGGAGGCCCUACAAGGUAAACUAUUAUGAUUCUGAGGAUAAGACAGCGGAUGCAGUCAACACUGAAAAGUUACCAAGUUGCUUCAGGGAAGUGGAUUCCUUGCAACAGAAGAUUGCAGAAUGCGAGAAGAGGAAUGCCAAAUCACAGGAAAGCCGGAGCUUUUAUAUUUUUAAGCGAUACUUGAAUAAGAUUCUCAAUGAAGCUGGAAAACUUGGCCUUCCUGAGGAAGACAUGGACCGUGUGCAUUAUGAUGCUGAGAUCAUCCUUACAAAACAGACGUAUUUGGAAAUCCUCAAGUUUCUCAAUGAGGAAACGUGGCAGUCAGGGGCUGUGGAUGAUGCUCUUAGUGAUAUUUUGAUCAAUUUUAAGCACCAUGAUGGUAAAGCUUGGCAUUGGAGCUUUGAAGACACUUUUGGAAUUGAUUUAUAUAAUAUGUUUAUGAUACUCUUGUGCUUAGUGUGCACUGUGAUUUUAAUAGCUACGGAGCUGUGGACACGUAUUCAUUGGUUUGUUCAGCUGAAACGUGUUUUAUUAAUAAGUUUUCUCAUCAGUUUUGCAUGGAACUGGCUUUACUUAUAUAAACUGGCCUUCGCGCAGCACCAAGCAGAAAUUGCCAAAAUGGAGCAGUUUGAUAAUGUCUGUGCUGAGAAAUUGGACUGGAGGGACAGCCUUAUUGAAUGGCUCAGAAGUAAGUGGACGUUGCAGGACGAUCCCUGCCAGAAGUACUACGAAACGCUACUAGUGAAUCCUGUUCUGCUGGUUCCACCAACAAAGGCAUUGGCUAUUACUUUCACCAACUUUGUAACUGAGCCUUUGAAGCAUGUGGGACAAGGCAUUGGUGAAUUCAUCAAGGCGCUUAUGAAGGAGAUACCACUGCUCCUGCAGAUUCCAGUGCUAAUUAUAAUGGCUCUGGCUGUCCUGGCUUUCUGCUAUGGCGCAGGAUCGUCCGUGCCUAUGAUAAGAUAUUUAACAUCUUCUCAGAGGAAGACACUUCCUCCACCUGACAGUCAACAGGAGAAAAUAGAUUUUGGGCGAUACGAUGGGAGUACAUCAGAUGGCCGUUAUUCACAGAAGAUUCCUUACAUUUAUAGAGGACAUUAUGACAGGGGAGAUGCUCAGCUGAGACCUGGAAAUGGCAGCAGAAACCCUGACAUGUUGCAUGCAAGCAGUGAGCCAGACACGCAAGUAGAAGAGUCUCAAAAAACGGACCCUGGUAACAGAUUGCACACUGAGUCUGAAGUCUGUAGAGUAGAAACUGCCCCAGCUACAAAUGUUACCGAAGAACGUGCACUGGAACAGCAGAAACAGCAGCCAGGCAAAGCAGAACAAGAGACUGGAGAAAACUGCGAUCUUAAUAAAAACCUAGAAGGAACAAGUUCCACAGGGGGUCUACUUGAAGAGGAGAAAAAGGGCAGUACGUGCAACUCACAGGAAGGAGGAGACUGAGGAACCCGCAACCUCUGCUGUGGAGUAGAGGAUGUUGCUACUGAAGCAGCUGAGAAUCUGUUCCUCUCCUGGAAGUAGCAUCUCUGAUCAUCCAUCCUGUUACUCUGGAAUCGACUCAGCAGAUCAAAGAACCCUUCAUCUGCCAUUGUCUCGCGACUGUUUCUCUGGAGAGGAGAGAAAAAAUAGAGGUACUUUGAACUCAGAAGUACCUAAAACCAGGACAACUGCGUGGCAGUUUCAUUCCAGUAAUGUGUUUGAUAACUGAAAUCCAGUAAGCUAAUUUUUUUAGUCAUCCAUUUCUAUAGACAGCGAUUUAGCCUAAUAAGAAAUGUUAAUAAUAUGGCAAACGCUUCUGGAAGGUAAAUCUAUUAGAAACAUUUUGUUCUCUGAAACAUAACGAAAUAGGGCUCUUAUCAGUACAAAUGGAGUAAUUCCUCCUCAGCCAUUAACCAACCAACAACCCAAAUAUAUGCCUAUGAAAGAGAAAACAAGAACAACAACAAUGAACAAUAUCCAUUUGCUCC